This is a messenger RNA of Colletotrichum godetiae, 1221 nucleotides long. RefSeq names its product TLC domain-containing protein. Gene Ontology annotation, biological process: ceramide biosynthetic process. Lineage: Eukaryota; Fungi; Ascomycota; Sordariomycetes; Glomerellales; Glomerellaceae. Gene Ontology annotation, cellular component: membrane. Gene Ontology annotation, molecular function: sphingosine N-acyltransferase activity. The record is from RefSeq and is a predicted model, not a curated record. The coding region runs from base 1 to 1221 and encodes 406 amino acids. The transcript has a single exon.
AUGGGCGCAAACUACAUGGAGCUCCAGCCAGGCGCUCAAGUCCCGCCUCAAAUGUUGACUAACCGCCACACAAAGAGCUACUCUAAGCGCAAGAAGACAAAGGUCUUCGCUCUCAUGCGCCGUCGGACCUGGACACUGCCCUUGUUCCUCACGAUCGCGAUCCUUUCCGUCUACGCCGUCAACCCGACCGACUCCAACCCAACGCACCACUUCAUUUUCCCCUCCUACAAGCUCGACAAUGGCAAUGCCGAGACGAGGCAAUAUGGAAAAGGACCAUGGGACAUCGCCUUCGUUGCAUUCUACACAAUAUUCCUCACUUUCACCCGCGAAGUCUGUAUGCACGAACUCCUGACACCUCUCGCUCGCGCAUGGGGCAUCAAGUCGCGUGCCAAGCGAGCACGCUUUGCGGAGAACAUGUACACGGCGCUCUACGUGACCAUUAUCGGACCCUGGGGCCUGCACGUCAUGAGCCGUACGCCAGUGUGGUAUUUCGACACCCACGGGAUGUACGAGGCCUUUCCACACCGCACGCACGACGCUAGCUUCAAGUGCUACUACCUCCUACAGGCAGCGUUCUGGGCGCAACAGGUAGUGGUGAUGGCGCUGGGCUUGGAGCAGAGACGCAAGGAUUUCCAUGAGCUUGUCGCGCACCAUGUUGUCACGGUUGCGCUCGUUGCGCUGAGUUACCGUUUCCACUUUGCGUACAUGGGAAUUGCGGUGUAUAUCACCCACGACAUUAGCGAUUUCUUCCUCGCGGUUUCGAAGUCGCUGAACUAUCUCGACAACAAGCUUCAGGGCGUGUCGUUUGGUGUGUGUAUUGCAGUGUGGAUUUACCUCCGGCACUACAUCAACUUGAGGAUUCUCUACUCUGCGUUGCCUGGAUCCGAAUUUAGUACCGUUGGACCGUAUGAGCUGAACUGGGAUACCGAGCAGUACAAAUGUGCGUUGUCCAACUUCAUCACCUUUGGGCUUUUGGCUUUGCUGCAGGCACUAAACUUGUUCUGGCUAUAUUGCUUGUUGCGCAGCGCUUACAAGUUUGUCUUCUUGGGCGUUGCGAAGGAUGAUAGAUCAGAGGAUGAAGAGGUUUCAGUCGCCCAGCCGGUGGCGCAAGAAAAAGGAUUCACAGCGUCGAAUAUGUCCUCCCACAGCGUUGAGGGAUAUAGGACACCAUCCUCGCAUGGGUCUGUAAGGGAGAGAAGAACUAGGAAGACCUCGACAUAG